Messenger RNA from Rubroshorea leprosula, 2605 nucleotides. The record is from the annotation of a GenBank genome assembly. NCBI's taxonomy places the organism in Eukaryota, Viridiplantae, Streptophyta, Magnoliopsida, Malvales, Dipterocarpaceae.
CAUACUUUCUCAAUUUUGAGUGGUUUCAUUUCAUGAUAAGAGAAUCUGAUUGAGAAAGAAAAUAGGUCUUGUUCCUUUUUCUUUCUGAAAUUCACUUUGAUGAUGAUGAUUCAGUUUAGACCUUGUAAUGGGGUUUUAAGGCACACAUCAAUGUCUCCAGUAGUUCAGAGAAAAAGGGAAGGAACUAGAAGAGAAGUGUUCAUGCGAGCAGAAGAAGCCGUUGCCUCUAGAACCCAGAAAAUAAUGGAAAGAAUUUCGAUGAGUGAUGAGGUUGGUGGUGCUGGUGGAGCAUACUCAUAUGAUGCCUUGAAGAGGCUGGAUAAUAUUUGGUCAAGUAUCUGUUCCGCACAAACAGUUCAGCGAGAGCCUCAGCAAGUAGUUUCUAGUUUUCCUGGUAUUUUAAGUCAUUCUCGUCUGGCUGAAAAAGCAGUGGAUAUAUUUGAUGUGGUAGUUUGUGGAGGUACUUUAGGCAUCUUUAUUGCCACAGCCUUGAGUAGCAAAGGUCUCCGAGUUGGAGUUGUGGAAAGAAAUAUCCUAAAAGGGAGGGAACAAGAAUGGAAUAUCUCGAGGAAAGAGCUUAUGGAACUGGUAGAAGUUGGCAUAUUGGAUGAAAAUGACAUUGAACAAGCUACAGCUGUGGCAUUCAAUCCUAAUAGAUGUGGAUUUCAGAAUAAGGGUGAAAUCUGGGUUGAAGGCAUUCUUAACCUUGGAGUUUCGCCUGUGAAGCUUAUAGAGAUUAUGAAGAAUCGUUUUAUUUCCCUUGGUGGUGUGAUCUUUGAGGGUUAUUGCGUGUCCAGCAUAGGCAUAUAUGAUGAUGCAGCAGUCUUGCAACUUGCUGAAGGAAACAUUUUAUCGUCUCACCUCAUCAUUGAUGCAAUGGGAAACUUUUCACCUUUGGUGAAACAGAUAAGAUGUGGAAGAAAGCCAGAUGGUGUUUGCCUUGUCGUUGGAUCUUGUGCCCGUGGUUUCAAGGAUAAUUCUACAAGUGAUGUCAUAUAUAGUAGUUCAUCUCUGAAAAAGGUUGGAGACACAGAAGUACAGUACUUUUGGGAGGCAUUUCCAGCUGGGUCUGGUCCCUUGGAUCGUACCACUUAUAUGUUUACUUAUGUUAACCCUCAGCCAGGUUCUCCAAAAUUAGAAGAUUUAUUGGAAGACUAUUGGGAUUUGAUGCCAGAGUAUCAGGGAGUUUCUAUUGAUAAUCUGGAAAUUUUGAGAGUUAUAUAUGGCAUUUUCCCCACCUAUCGUGACAGUCCAUUGCCAGCAGCAUAUAAUCGCAUCUUACAGUUUGGUGAUGCUAGUGGGAUACAAUCUCCAGUGUCUUUUGGUGGUUUUGGGAGCUUGACUAGGCAUAUUGGAAGAUUAUCAACUGGAAUUUAUGAAGCAGUCAGUGGAGACUUUAUUGACUCGUACAACUUGUCGCUGCUGAAUCCUUACAUGCCUAACUUGAGUACUUCAUGGCUUUUUCAAAGAGCAAUGUCUGCAAAGCAGCAGUCUAAUGUAGCUCCUGAUUUUAUUAAUGAACUUCUUUAUGCAAAUUUUAAGAGUAUGCAGGUAAAUAUACAUCACUAGGGCAAAACCAAAGGUUUGCCAAUCUACUAUAGAAAAGAAAAAGCUUGCCCAUCACCUUAUACUUGUCUCCUAGUUCAUUCAUUGCCUAUUGAACUUCUGUUUCUCUUCUCCAGAGGCUGGGGGAUCCAGUGCUAAGACCAUUUCUUCAGGAUGUUGUACAAUUUGGACCUCUUGCAAAGACAUUAGGCCUCGUAAUGAUAACUUCACCCCGAAUAAUUCCAUUAAUAUUCAAGCAGGUAAUUAAACAUUUGGUGUGGCCCUUUAGCCCUAUUUCUUCUUGUCCUUAUUUGAUCAUUAGAAGAGAGGUUGUUUAAUACUUUUGAAGAAUGAGUUCUCAUAUUCUUUAUGUUGCUUGAAUUCAUUUUUCAAAUGAGUUCCUUCUGUUUCUUCAAUUUCCAUAUUCAUUCUAAAAGAAUUAAAAUAAGAGAAGUUCUAACAGUGUUAUUCUUUGCUCAAGUUUCAAAAUAUUCCAAAAGGUAUUUUGUGACUGCUAGUAUAUUUUAUGUCUUUAGAAUUGAAUCUUGUUAGUAGCUGUCCAAAAAGAAAUUUGGAAGGAAAAACCAUGUUAGGCAUAUUGGUUUCCUUGUCCCUACCAUUAAAUGAUUAUGACCUUUUCACCAGCACCAAACUGCAUUUGGUUAUCUUUAGGUUGGUAUUCCUGUUGUUCGUGACUGGUCUCGACAUUUUUUCAUGCUUGGAUACUAUACAUUGCUCUCAUCGUUGGUGGACCCUUUAAUAAGGCCGUUGAUAAAUGCAUUUCCAUCAAAGAUGAAGUAUGAAUGGAAGAGGCACCUUGAGGCUUGGAAAUAUGGAUCCGGUUUAGAUUACAAGCUGUGAGUCUGUGACAGAUUAUAACUGCAGUAAUGAAGAUUGGAUUUCGUAUACUUUUGUCAACUAUCCUGAUUCCACGAGUAUAAAGUCAACAAUUCAGAAACUUGCAAUCCCAUCUACACUAAUUGGAAGGCCUGUUUAUGAUUGACAAUUCAUUACAUGCUAUGGAAUUACACAUUUGAAAUAAGAAACCAAGAGAAGUUAC